CCGGGCCGUGGGCGGGGCCGGGCCGGCAAGGAGGCGGAAGUUCCCGCGGGCGGUGCGGACGGCGCACGCACUGCGAGUCACUUGUCAGCGCUCGUCUGAGGCGAAGGCUUCGCCGCGCCGGACCUGAGUGUCUUUCAUCUCCUGGCAUUGGACUUUGAGCCAUUAGAAUCAUGAGCAACUACAGUGUGUCCUUGGUUGGCCCAGCUCCUUGGGGUUUCCGGCUGCAAGGUGGCAAGGAUUUCAACAUGCCUCUGACAAUCUCUAGUCUAAAAGAUGGUGGCAAGGCAUCCCAGGCGAAUGUAAGAAUAGGGGAUGUGGUUCUCAGCAUCGAUGGAAUAAGUGCAAAUGGAAUGACUCAUCUCGAAGCCCAGAACAAGAUUAAGGGUUGUACAGGCUCUUUGAAUAUGACUCUGCAAAGAGCAUCUGCUACAUCCAAGCCUGAGCCAGUUUCUGUUCAAAAGGGAGAACCUAAAGAAGUAGUUAAACCUGUGCCCAUUCCAUCUCCUGCUGUGUCCAAAGUCACUUCCACAACCAACAUGGCCUACAAUAAGGCACCACGGCCUUUUGGUUCUGUGUCUUCACCAAAAGUCACAUCCAUCCCAUCACCAUCGUCCGCCUUCACCCCAGCCCAUGCGACCACUUCAUCACAUGCUUCCCUUCCACCUGUGGCUGCCGUCACUCCUCCCCCAUUCGCUGCAUCUGGACUGCAUGCUAAUGCCAAUCUUAGUGCUGACCAGUGUUCAUCUGCACUGAGCGCUGGUAAAACUGCAGUUAAUGUCCCACGGCAGCCCACAAUCACCAGCGUGUGUUCCGAGACUGCUCAGGAGCUAGCGGAGGGACAGAGAAGAGGAUCCCAGGGGGACAGUAAACAGCAAAAUGGCCCACCAAGAAAACACAUUGUGGAGCGCAAUACAGAGUUUUAUCACAUACCCACUCACAGCGAUGCCAGCAAGAAGAGACUGAUGGAGGACACUGAAGACUGGCGUCCCCGGACUGGAACAACUCAGUCUCGCUCUUUCCGAAUCCUUGCCCAGAUCACUGGGACUGAACAUCUGAAAGAAUCUGAAUCCGAUAGUGCAAAGAAGGCAAAUAGCCCUGAGGAGGCUUCUCCACAAGUGGCUUCUUCCUCGGUGGCUUCAUUGCGGAACAUGCCCGAGAGCGUAGAAGGCCCAGCCCUGGGCAGAGCAGCAGUGGCCGGCCUCACAACUGCUGCCGCCUUCAAGCCUCUGGGAUCCACCAGCGUUAUCAAGUCGCCAAGCUGGCAACGGCCAAACCAAGCAGCACCUUCCACUGGAAGAAUCUCAAACAGUGCUGCUUCCUCAGGAGCAGUGGCACCAGCCAACUCAGCUCUGGGGCAAUCCCAGCCAAGCGACCAGGACACUCUAGUGCAAAGAGCCGAGCACAUUCCAGCAGGGAAACGAACUCCAAUGUGUGCCCAUUGUAAUCAGGUCAUCAGGGGACCAUUCUUAGUGGCACUGGGGAAAUCUUGGCACCCAGAAGAAUUUAACUGCGCUCACUGCAAAAAUACAAUGGCCUACAUUGGAUUUGUAGAAGAGAAGGGAGCCCUGUAUUGUGAGCUGUGCUAUGAGAAAUUCUUUGCUCCCGAAUGUGGUCGAUGCCAAAGGAAGAUCCUUGGAGAAGUCAUCAAUGCUCUGAAACAAACCUGGCACGUUUCCUGUUUUGUGUGUGUGGCCUGUGGGAAACCCAUUCGUAAUAAUGUCUUUCACUUGGAGGAUGGCGAACCCUACUGCGAGACUGAUUAUUACGCUCUCUUUGGUACCAUAUGCCAUGGAUGUGAAUUUCCUAUAGAAGCUGGCGACAUGUUUCUGGAAGCUCUGGGCUACACCUGGCAUGACACUUGCUUUGUAUGCUCAGGCGAGCUAUGUAGUUCUCAAAACAGUAAGGGUCCUUUACUUUAA
This is a messenger RNA of Propithecus coquereli (Coquerel's sifaka), 1919 nucleotides long. It is a transcript of the gene PDLIM5, whose product is annotated as PDZ and LIM domain 5. The transcript is spliced from 13 exons. Gene Ontology annotation, molecular function: muscle alpha-actinin binding; actin binding. Gene Ontology annotation, cellular component: Z disc; filamentous actin; stress fiber. The record is from RefSeq and is a predicted model, not a curated record. Lineage: Eukaryota; Metazoa; Chordata; Mammalia; Primates; Indriidae. The coding region runs from base 171 to 1919 and encodes 582 amino acids. Gene Ontology annotation, biological process: heart development; muscle structure development; actin cytoskeleton organization.